AUGCCGAGACAUUCAGAUGCGAGGUCGCAGAUCAGUUUAAGGCUGGAGGAGUUGUUGGAGAGGGAGCGGGUAGGGGAAGAACCCGAUGCAGACUCAGACUUCGAAAGUGAGUUUGAAGAGGGUGCUAAACCAUCGAGGCUAUUGAAGAAAUUGCGAGGGGUGGCUUGGAUGGAGUGGGAGGAUCGCGCGCUUGCAAAGCAAGUGCUUGCAGACAAUCCUAUCGUUAAUAGGGACAGAACAGACAGGCUCGUUCUAAUUCACAAGAGUAACGAGAGCAACUCCAAACAAAAAACAAGGGUUGACGAGGACCCAACUGAGUUUUUGGAAAAUAUGUCGGAGAUAGUGAAUUUGUUUGAUUCUAUUUCGUUGAACGCCAGUAUUAGGAAAGAAGCAAGGGAUAGAACAGCGGCGGUAAAGGAAAAAGGUACUAUAAUCAGACAAGCGUCCAAGGGGAACAGAGUUCUCAAAAAGAGCUUAAUGGAAGCGGAUGGGGGUGUAGAGAAUGGAUCUUCUCGUACAUCUAGUGCAGUUAAGGCUCCAAAAAAUCAAUUAGCACAACAGGUUGAUGAGGCGGUGAAAUUAAUGAAGGAGAAGGCGGUGAAUCUAGAAAAAGAAAUUCUCGGGAAAAGAAAUAGGGAUGAGGAAUUGCGGGAUGAUGUUCGCAUGUUGAUUGAGUCUCAACGGACAACCAAUAUGCUACUUCAGAACUUUGUUAAGCAAUCUAACCCUACUCCGGAUUAUGUACAUGAAAGUACUCCUCAAGAGUAG
Messenger RNA from Morchella importuna, 768 nucleotides. RefSeq lists its product as uncharacterized. Lineage: Eukaryota; Fungi; Ascomycota; Pezizomycetes; Pezizales; Morchellaceae. The transcript is spliced from 4 exons. The coding region runs from base 1 to 768 and encodes 255 amino acids. The record is from RefSeq and is a predicted model, not a curated record.